ACUUUUGGACGUACGCGUUUACACAACGAACUUUUUUUGUAAGGCACAACCGAAUACAGAGAGAGGAAUAUAUCAUGUUGAAGGCGUUGUUUAUCAUUGCAACCAUCCUGAUUGCCGUUGUGCUGGCAACGCAGCAUAUUGAGGACAGUCAACGUCAACAUUCGCACCACAAGCGCCAGCAUUCCCAGCAUGUGGGUCAGCAUCAGCAUAGUGGCCAUCUGACGGACAAGUCCAGGCAUCACCAAUUGCCGGAAAACAACAAGGAGCAGGUGAAGCAUGGACGCGUCAAAGUUCCAGUCGUGCCACACCACUCCAAAUCGCAUAGAAACGACAGGCGCCACAAGACGCCACUGAGUCCAAAGUCUGCGAAGAAAGAGCAUCUUCCGCAGCAGAAAGCAUCCCAUCACAAGAGGCAAGCGCACAAGGCUCACGGACAUGGUCGCAAGCACCAUUAGAGAGGCGUCUCUAUAGCAAUACUUUUCAGCAUUUCACCUUUUAAGCAAUGGCUGUAAUCAAACGCAACUUAAUUUUUUUAGUGCGAAAGACAAAUUUCGUUGCCACAUUAAAGUAAAAACAAAGAGAAA
This is a messenger RNA of Drosophila grimshawi, 584 nucleotides long. RefSeq names its product histidine-rich glycoprotein. The record is from RefSeq and is a predicted model, not a curated record. Bases 75 to 455 code for a protein of 126 amino acids. NCBI's taxonomy places the organism in Eukaryota, Metazoa, Arthropoda, Insecta, Diptera, Drosophilidae. The transcript is spliced from 2 exons.